GGAGAGAGGUGGAGGAGGAAACGUAUCCCGGGUGAAGCGUUACCGUCAACCUACUGUUGCGGAUCAGGCACGCCUGUGCUGUGAGGAAACGUAUUUCAUUGACUAAAACUCAGAAGUGUGUUUAUUUUUAAACACACUUUAUAAUUUUUUACUAUGUUAGAAACGCUCCUUUGGCCAAGUUUUGAACGCUAACUUUUGGAACGAGCGCGCACCGCUCCCUUUCCACCGACAGUUGCCUGGUAACCUCUGGACUUGGGGCCUGCUUCAUCAACCCUCCCAAGCUUCAGCUUGUCCUGCGCUGGCUGGGAGAGUCUACUCAUGGAGUUUAGCUGUGAGGAAAGCUGGCGGAUGCGUCGCUAGACUUAAACCUGAGCCGGAGACGCACGGGAUGAGGGACCGAUUGGCCGAACUAACUGCUAGUAGCCCGCAAGCGGAAGAGGAAAAUGCAGUUCCAGUGGACUGCAGUGAUAGUUUCAUGGAGGGCUUUUUUAGGCGGGUGGAGGAAGUUAGAGGGCUCAUCGAUAAGAUCUCCUACCAAGUAGAGGAGGUGAGGAAGAUGCACAGCAUGAUCCUGUCUGCACCCCACCCGGAUGACAGAACAAAGGAUCAGCUCAGUGCCCUGACCAACGAUAUCAAGGGGAACGCCAACGUGGUGCGAACCAAAUUAAAAUUUAUGGAGCAAAGUAUGCCAACCGAUGACGUUGCUAAUAGAUCCUCCAUUGACUUCAGGAUCCAAAAAACACAGCACACGGUGCUUUCAAGAAAGUUUGUGGACGUCAUGACUCAGUACAAUGAGACUCAGGUGUCUUUUCGGGAUAGGAGUAAAGGAAGGAUUCAGAGGCAGCUGGAAAUAACUGGAAGAGUGACCACCAACGAAGAACUAGAGGACAUGUUGGAAAGUGGCAGUCCAUCCAUCUUCACAUCUGACAUCAUAUCUGAUUCCCAGAUCACACGACAGGCCGUAAACGAGAUAGAGUCCCGUCACCAGGACAUCAUGCGGUUGGAGUCGAGCAUCAGAGAGCUCCAUGCAAUGUUUAUGGACAUGGCAAUGCUGGUAGAAACUCAGGGCGACAUGGUGAACAAUAUCGAGAACAAUGUUUCCAAUGCGGCCGAGUACGUUUAUCGUGGAAAAGAGGAGACCAAAAAAGCUGUGAGAUACCAGAAGAAAUCCCGAAGGAAAUACAUCAUCAUUGCCUUUGCUUUGCUAAUCCUGCUUGCUGUCAUCGCGCUAAUUGUGGGCCUGUCAGUUGGACUAACCAAACCUCCCGCGUGAGACCUGCUGUGAUUCCCACACAAGAAACUUCUCUACCUCGCCACAUGUGGAGCUUUCUUACUUUUACUCAUCAUCAUUGUGGGGGUCUUCGAUGAAUGAUGGAUGUCUGGCUCACAUCUUCACAUAAACUUGUUUUGAAGCUUGGAGCAGUCCAUAACGAAACUGUUACUGGAUUAAAAAGAAAGUUUUUAAUCACAAUUGUAUAUGUAUGGAUAUUUUGUGUGUAUCGUGUGUAUAAUACACGUUAAACCAAUUACAUCAGACCUUUUGUUAAACUGAAAUGGAGCAGUUAUAUGAUGUUUUAUAUCACUUUCUCAAGGCAAUGCCUUUAAAACAGUCGUUGGACAUUUUGGGGAACAAUUUGUCUGCUCAUUGACUUCACUUGUGUGAGGGGAAAAUUUGUGUUAUUGACACCAGCUGGCUGAAGCUUCAUAUUUAUCUCACAGACAUGAACAUAUACCACUCUUCUAAUAUAAGAGUAUAACAUAGGGAGGCAUGAAAAAUAUCUUGUUGUCCAACUGUUCAACUUCUGCUGCAAUGGUUAAAGGAUGCAAUGACUGUAAAAUUGCCACACAGGGCUUUGUAGAAUCUGUGUUCAAAGUGUCAACUUUUUGUGCACUCUUCAACUUUUUUUUUGGUGAUGACCUGUAAUUUAUGUGAACUGAAUGUAAAACUGCCACAGCUCAAGAGAUCUUAGUAAUAGAAAAAUCUUGACAAACCAAAAUAGACCCUGAAAGCUUUUGGGAAAAUUGUGUCAGAAGAAUGUUUUCUUUUACUUAUUUGAUGUGAUUGCCUUUUCUUGAUUUUUAGUCAUAAAUUAUUUAAUCAGCAGCAUUGCUUGAGUGCCCUUGUGAAAUUUAUUCUAAGACGCCUUAACUUACUGGGCUGUAUAUAUUGUAAUCAUGGUGUGUUAUGACUGAAAUACUUGUGUUGUAGUAAUACACUGAAAUUGGACAAUUAUUUCAAGAGCACACAUUUUAAAUUGGUUGCAACUACUUUUUAUUACACUGGAGCUGA
This is a messenger RNA of Menidia menidia (Atlantic silverside), 2290 nucleotides long. The record is from the annotation of a GenBank genome assembly. NCBI's taxonomy places the organism in Eukaryota, Metazoa, Chordata, Actinopteri, Atheriniformes, Atherinopsidae.